AUGUCGGAAUUGAAGCCCAUCACCCUCUGGUCCCACGCUGGAGGGCCCAACCCUUGGAAGGUCGCCAUGAUCCUCAACGAAUUGGGCGUGCCAUAUGAGAACAAGAUUCCCGAAGGCACGAAGUUGAAGCAAGAACCCUACACGACCCUCAACCCCAACGGCCGCGUCCCCACCAUCGAAGAUCCCAACACCGGCAUCGUGCUCUGGGAGACCGCCGCCAUAAUCCAGUAUCUCAUCGACACCUACGACAAGGACGGUAAGAUCUCCCACGGCCCCGGCGAACUCAAGUACAAGGAGCUGCAGUGGCUUGCUUUCCAAGUCAGUGGUCAGGGCCCCUACUUCGGCCAGGCGACGUGGUUUCAGGUCUUCCACCCGGAGAAAUUGCCGUCGGCGGUGGAACGCUAUCAGAACGAGAUUGUGCGCGUCAAUGGCGUGCUGGACGCGCAUCUGCAGGGCCGUGAGUGGCUGGUUGGCGACAAGUGCACGUAUGCGGAUCUGGCGUUUGUCACAUGGGCGAACAUUGGGAAUGCUAUGGAUGGUGGGAAGAGUAAGGAGAAGAAGUUGGAGGCUUAUGAUGCUUGGUUAGCGAGACUGAAUGAGAGGGAAUCGGUCAAGAAGGCUUAUGCUGAUCAGGAGGAGGCGAAGAAGGGGAAGUGGGCCGUUUGA
Messenger RNA from Cyphellophora europaea CBS 101466, 666 nucleotides. RefSeq lists its product as uncharacterized. Lineage: Eukaryota; Fungi; Ascomycota; Eurotiomycetes; Chaetothyriales; Cyphellophoraceae. Bases 1 to 666 code for a protein of 221 amino acids. The transcript has a single exon. The record is from RefSeq and is a predicted model, not a curated record.